AGGAGGAGGAGGCGGCGCCGCGGGUCGGCUCCAGUCGCCUCGGGAGGAGGACGAGGAAGGAGAGGACGCUGCCGGGCGCGCGGGAUGGAAACUGACUGUAACCCCAUGGAACUAAGCAGUGUGUCGGGGUUUGAAGACGGCUCGGAGCUUAAUGGUUUUGAAGGAACCGAUGUGAAGGACAUGCGGCUAGAAGCAGAAGCAGUAGUGAAUGACGUCCUCUUUGCCGUUAACAACAUGUUCGUCUCAAAAAGCCUGCGCUGUGCAGACGACGUGGCCUAUAUCAACGUGGAGACAAAGGAAAGGAACAGAUACUGCCUGGAGCUCACUGAAGCAGGGCUGAGGGUAGUAGGUUAUGCCUUUGACCAGGUGGAUGAUGAUUUGCAGACGCCCUACCAUGAAACAGUCUACUCCUUGUUGGAUACGCUCAGCCCCGCCUACCGGGAAGCAUUUGGCAAUGCACUGCUUCAGAGACUUGAAGCUUUGAAAAGGGAUGGACAGUCAUGACCAAGCUUCUUCCUUUAAAGGGGGCUGUUGCUGGUUACGAAUGUUAACAGAAAACUUGAAAUUCUUGCAUAUGAUCAACGGUAGAAAACACA
Perognathus longimembris pacificus (Pacific pocket mouse) is the source of this 596-nucleotide messenger RNA. RefSeq names its product GSK3B interacting protein (gene Gskip). The transcript is spliced from 3 exons. Bases 85 to 504 code for a protein of 139 amino acids. Gene Ontology annotation, molecular function: protein kinase A binding; kinase regulator activity. Gene Ontology annotation, cellular component: cytoplasm. The record is from RefSeq and is a predicted model, not a curated record. Gene Ontology annotation, biological process: regulation of canonical Wnt signaling pathway. NCBI's taxonomy places the organism in Eukaryota, Metazoa, Chordata, Mammalia, Rodentia, Heteromyidae.